AUGCCAACCUAUGUAAAGUUUUUGAAGGACAUUUUGACAAAGAAAAGGAGGCUUAGCAAGUUUGAAAUGGUUGUUUUGACAGAGGGCUGCAGUUUUAUGUUGAAGAGUAAAGUUCCACCUAAAUUGAAAAAUCCGGGUAGCUUUAUAAUUCCAAUUUCUAUUGGGAGUCGAGAUGUUGGAAGAGCUCUUUGUGAUUUGGGAGCUAGUAUUAAUCUCAUGCCCAUGUCUAUUUUCAAGAAAUUGGGAAUUGGAGAAGUAAGGUUAACCACCGUCACUUUGCAAUUAGCGGAUCGUUCUAUGGCCCAUUCGGAUGGAAAAAUUGAAGAUAUUUUGGUACAAGUUGAUAAGUUCACUUUUCUGGCCGAUUUCAUUAUUCUUGACUAUGAGGAAGAUAGGGAAAUUCCAAUUAUUUUAGGGAGGUCAUUUCUUACUACAGGAAAGACUUUGAUAGAUUUUGAAAAAUGA
Messenger RNA from Cannabis sativa, 465 nucleotides. RefSeq lists its product as uncharacterized. The transcript has a single exon. NCBI's taxonomy places the organism in Eukaryota, Viridiplantae, Streptophyta, Magnoliopsida, Rosales, Cannabaceae. The record is from RefSeq and is a predicted model, not a curated record. Bases 1 to 465 code for a protein of 154 amino acids.